AUGUAUACAACUGACGAUACACUUGCUGAAGGGAAACACAUCUUUCACCGACUAUUCUGGGUAUUCCAACCACGCAUUAGAGGUUUUGCCUAUUGCAAACCUAUACUUCAAAUUAAUGGAACCUGGUUAUACGAUAAGUACAAGGGUACAUUGCUUAUGGCAGUGGCACAGGAUGACAACAACAAUAUUUUUCAUGUUGCUUUUGCCCUUGUGGAAGGGUAUGCUUUAAACCAACCAACAUUUCAUUACUAUCGGUCAGAGAUUGGCAUGGCAAAUGCAAAUGCUUUAAGGUGUAUUGACAGUAUUCCAGCCGAAAAAUGGACAAGGGCAUUUGACGGGGGUCGACGUUGA
This is a messenger RNA of Lathyrus sativus (Indian pea), 351 nucleotides long. The record is from the annotation of a GenBank genome assembly. NCBI's taxonomy places the organism in Eukaryota, Viridiplantae, Streptophyta, Magnoliopsida, Fabales, Fabaceae.